CAAAAUGGCGCCUGGUCUAGGGACCAUGGCUGAUCAUCAGAUUUGUAUCAUUCCUGGUCUAUCAACAAACAAAAAAGUGUCAAACCCUGGUGCACUAUUGCGAAGACCAAGAGCGCCAAAGCUUCUCCCUCCCCUCUCAGCAGACGACCAAUCAGAACCAGAGAAGAAAGAAAAUGAAUUAGGCUCAGUGAUUGCCAUGUUCCAGAACACAUUUGACCUGGAAGCUCUGCGAGGAAUUGUUGUUGAACCCGAAAUAAUUUCCGCAAGAAGUAGAGCCCCAAGUUUGGCCUCCCCACCCCCUCCUUCAGAAUAUGAGGCCAACAACCACAAACUGGCACAGGUCAAUUAUAAUAUAAUUCAAAAAAAUACCUGGCACAAAUCUUUUGGCAACAACAGAUUGCUGAUCACAAACGAGGACAUGAAAUAUGUUUUAGACCCACUAUUGAGAGGAAAAACUAGCUUAGGGACGUACAUUGAUGGCAAAAGUCUCGUGAAGCCUCUAAAGUAUAGGGGCCCUGACCCUCUGCCCCGCCGUGCUGCCAGGAGGAAUGUAGGGGUGCUCAUCAAUUACGACGUUGACGACCAAAGAUUCUUUGAGCCACCAGCUUUUACCCUGGAACAUUUUAUCUACAAAAUGGCGGAGAUGAAAAACUUAUCAGUUCCGAGGGUGAGGAAAAUUGUCUACUCCAAGCACAAUGUAAAAAAGUUAACAGACAUGUUGGCGCAGGUGCUGAAUCCCAAGACACAAGACAGUCUUCAUACAAUCAACUUUGAUGCCUCAGAAAUCCCCAUGAAAGAAAACAGGAUCCCCCAAAAACAACUGCUGUAUGAAAUGGCUGCGCUGAUUAAAGAACACGUGAGGGACGUGAUAGGCACGGAUGUGAAGUCAGUCAUACGGCCAAUGCCCAAGUACAGCCCCGACCGUACGGGCACAUCCAGGCCACAUACAGAGAUCAUACUGUACGAGGACGACAAGAAGAGCCGGACCAGUACAGCAGUGCGGAUCAAACAAGACACAGAAACCCCUGGGGUGGACGCCGUUGUUUAUUCUGCUCAUUCACGUGUUUUUCAAGGGUCAGAGAGGAGCAGGUCACCUUUUGCUGCCCCUGAGGAUGAGACCAUUACACCCUCAGAGCUAGCCAUACUGGACACUCUUAUAGCUGGGGGGACGGCUCUAAGCAUGAAAGCUCACUUCAUUGACGACUUACCUGACAUCUCUCCACUGGCACAAACGUUAACGUAUGUUAACCUAAGUUUUAACAAUUUUAAGGUGUUUCCCAUUGAAGUGUUAGACCUUCCGAACUUGGAGGUUCUCAAGUUGAGAAAUAACCCACUCAUUGAAAUACCAGGGGAGAUUAUCAAGCUGCAAAAACUUAGAGUUCUAAUCGCUUCAUUUUGUCUUAUUUCUGCGCUUCCCUCCACGUUGUUCACCUUACCUCACCUGGAUGACCUGAGCCUCUCCUACAAUAGGCUGACCUUUCUGCCCUCAGAGGUCGCGACAUUACAGUCCCUGAAAGUGCUGGACCUAGAGGGCAACCAGCUCCCAGCGCUGCCAGCCUCUUGUCUCUUCAUGGCCAACCUGGCACAUGUCAAUGUCCGGAACAAUUUCAUGCAUCCCCUCUUCUGGAGGGAGAACACUAAAAAUAAACCACAGAAUCUUCUGGACCUCUCUUGCGUUCAAGUUUACAAAAUGUCAGAUCCCAGCAUGCACUAUUUGUUUACAGAUGAUGUCAUCAAAGCACUUAGCAGGGUUGAAGAGUGUGACUGCUGCAGGGGUCCCCUGUUUGGUCCAGGUUUGAGAACCAUCUGCCCAGUGCCCAGACUGUUCACUGUCAAAAACAUGCCAUUUUUGUUCCGAGCAUGCACGCCCACCUGCCUCACACAGUUUAAAGAAAUGAAACCUGAAGCUUUAGCUGUGUUCUUGUAUGGCCAGUGAAGGGUUAAAAUAUUUUAGCUGUGUUCUUGUAUGGCGAGUGAAGGGUUAAAAUGUUUUACUCACUAGGAGAGCUGAAUAUCUUAGCCUUUAUCCAACAACCAGUAUUAUUAGAAAUUAAGCAGCAAAAACCUGCUGACAUUAUUUUGUAACCCUGAGGUGUAGAGAAAAAAAUUAUUAGUUUAUUGUUUUUUUUUUUUUUUUUUUGCUAAACAUAAUUUGAUGUUUAAUUGACUUGUUGCCAAAACAUUUUUCAAGUUUUUUUUGUUGUUGCCAAAAUCUGUUUUAUGUUUAUUUCUUGUUACCUAAAGUAUUUCAUGUUAUUUUACUUGUAACCAGAAACAGUGUUUUAAUAAAAUAAUGUCACUAUUACUUACAAUUACCAAUCAGGUUUGAUAAUGAACUGUGUAUAUAAGUAUAUUCUUGUAAAUACGUAUAUAGAUAUAUAUUUUGGUUAUGCACUGUACAGUGAAGUAUAUUAAAAUAAAUGUGAAAACUUCUAUGUUGAUUUUAAAAUCACACGCUGUGGAUUUUGCUAUAACAGUUGAAAUGUGCAGUCAUACAUUGUGUCAGCUCUACAAGUUUAUAAAUAGAUUUUUUAAAAUUCCAAAGUAAUCUAAAAAUAAUGUCAAAAAAGUAAUAAAAAGAAAACAAAAUCAUAAAAUUAAAAUUUGCACUUUUUU
Messenger RNA from Physella acuta, 2616 nucleotides. RefSeq lists its product as uncharacterized. Gene Ontology annotation, molecular function: protein binding. Gene Ontology annotation, cellular component: cytoplasm. The record is from RefSeq and is a predicted model, not a curated record. Lineage: Eukaryota; Metazoa; Mollusca; Gastropoda; Physidae.